Cicer arietinum (chickpea) is the source of this 4294-nucleotide messenger RNA. RefSeq names its product protein STICHEL. Gene Ontology annotation, molecular function: DNA-directed DNA polymerase activity; DNA binding; ATP binding. Gene Ontology annotation, cellular component: DNA replication factor C complex; DNA polymerase III complex. The record is from RefSeq and is a predicted model, not a curated record. Gene Ontology annotation, biological process: DNA-templated DNA replication; DNA repair. NCBI's taxonomy places the organism in Eukaryota, Viridiplantae, Streptophyta, Magnoliopsida, Fabales, Fabaceae.
AUGAUGUGGUUGGUACUUUCGAUAAUCAUCAUUAUCAUCAUAUCAAAAGAAAGCAAACAAACACUCAAAUUCAAUCAUCCCAUACCACACAAACAGACACACGCACAUUUCAAUUCAAGAUUUCACACUUGCACUUUGGAGCGCCAAAUUUAAAUAAAAAUAAAUAAAAAGGAAAACCGUAUCCUAUUAGCUAUUUAAAAAUAAUAAUAAAAUUAGGCGGAAGAAGAAGAAGAAGAAAGAGAGAGGAAUAUUGAUUGAUUGAUUUCAUAUGAUAUAGGCGGUCAACUAAAAAAGAAGCUCACCUUACUAUCUAUCUAUCUACUAUCUCAUAAUUUUGAUCUCAUUUUCUCACAGUGAAGCUAACACUAACAACAUUAACUCUGUUCUGUUCUGUUAUGUUAUGUUUUGUGUUGUGUCAGAUCUGCUGCUGUAACUGAAUGGAGAAGUGAAUGAAUCAAGCGCGCAAAAGAUGAGUGAUCCAAGAAGGCUCCACUUGAAGAAGGAACUCACUCAAAUUCGUAAGGCUUCUCGUGUCUUAAGGGAUCCCGGCACAACUUCUUCAUGGAAAUCCUCAAGAUCUACUACUCUCUUCAGGGAUCCCAACAACAACUCUUUCUCUGCUAAUAAUAAUAAUAAUAAUAAUAAUAUUAACAAUGAAAACAACAACAAGGUCUUCUUAUACAACUGGAAGAACAACUACAAUUCCUUCAACCAAGAAGAAGAAGAAGAAGAAGAAGAAGAAGAAGAUUCUUCUUCUUACUCCCUUCUUGCAAGUUUAGAAGACAACGGUUUCGAUUCCAAGAGUGACGCUGGGACCCGCCCUUCCUUUUUCCUUAAUCAUAAUAACAAGAAGAAGAAAAAGUGUAACAAAAACACAAACCCUCAUUUUGAUUUCUUAACAAACCACACUAAACUCUUAACCCCUAAUUCCAACAAAUUACUACACCGCCAUUCUCCGUUUACCAAGGAUGAUUCCGACUGUUAUUCUAACUCCGUUUCUGGCGCUUCUCCCAUUCUUCUUCGCAAACUCAAACAUACCAAUCAAUCUCGUUCUUCCUCCAACUUCAUUAGAACAAGCCCUAAAGAUGACUCUUCUUAUUCCUAUAGUACCCCUGCAUUGUCAACUAGUUCUUACAACAGAACUUACGCUCGUCGCCGCCGUCACUAUCCCAGCACAGUUGGAUCCUAUGACGGUACAACCACUUCCGUCAAUGACGGUGAUGACGAGAUUGAUGACCGUUUGGAUCUGCCUGGUCGUCAAGGAUGUGGAAUUCCUUGCUAUUGGUCUAAGAGGAGUUGUUGUUCUCCUUCUCUUUCUGAUACUUUAAGGAGGAAAGGUAGCAGCAUUCUCUGUGGAACUCAAUCUAUGUAUUCAAGACACAGGAGAUCUUGUUCAGCUUCACACAAGAGGAGAAUGCCUUUGAGGAGUGCUCGUGGAGGUGGAGGUGGAGGUGUUGUUCCUUUGCUCACUAGUACUAGUAGUGGUGAUGUUAGACAAGGUUCAUCUAUUGGAAUUGGUAGGAGUGAUUAUGAGGAUGAUGAUGUUUCUACUAACUUUGGAGAGCUUGAUCUUGAGGGAUUAAGUAAGUUGGAUGGAAGAAGGUGGUCAUCCAGUUGUAGGAGUCAAGAGGGAAUGGAGAUUGUGCUUAUCAAUGCGGAAGGGGAGGAGGAUGAAGAAGGAUCCUCCGAAAACGGUAGGAGUUUCAUUCACAAGUAUAAGCCUUUGUUCUUUGGUGAACUCAUUGGUCAGAAUAUUGUGGUUCACUCACUCAUCAAUGCUGUUUCCAGGGGCCGAAUCGCUCCUGUUUAUCUUUUUCAAGGACCGCGUGGGACUGGUAAAACAUCAACUGCCAGGAUAUUCGCUGCUGCCUUGAAUUGUGUGACUUCUGAUGAAAGUAAGCCUUGUGGAUACUGCAGGGAAUGUGCUGAUUUCGUUUCUGGUAAGAGCAGUGAUAUGAUGGAAGUUGAUGGAACUAAUAAGAAAGGAAUUGAUAAAGCUAGGUAUCUGCUGAAAAGAUUGUCAGUUGGGUCUUCUUCGGCAGCCUCUUCGCGAUAUACAGUUUUUGUUAUCGAUGAGUGUCACUUGUUACCCUCCAAGACAUGGCUGGGAUUUCUCAAGUUUCUCGAGGAACCACCUCAGCGAGUUGUAUUCAUAUUUAUAACAUCCGAUGUUGACAAUGUGCCACGAACAAUACAGUCUCGAUGCCAGAAGUACGUUUUCAAUAAAAUUAAAGAUGGGGACAUUGUGACCAGGUUAAGGAAAAUAUCUACUCAGGAGAACCUGGACGUGGAAACAGAUGCACUGGACCUUAUUGCCAUGAAUGCAGAUGGUUCACUUCGAGAUGCAGAGACAAUGUUAGAACAGCUAAGUUUGUUGGGGAAAAGAAUCACUAGUUCUCUUGUUAAUGAACUUGUGGGAGUUGUUUCGGAUGAAAAAUUGUUGGAACUUUUGGAAUUAGCAAUGUCUGCAGACACUGCAGAGACGGUGAAAAGAUCCAGAGAAUUGAUGGACUCUGGAGUUGAUCCAAUGGUUUUGAUGUCUCAACUAGCUGGUCUUAUUAUGGACAUCAUUGCCGGAUCGUAUACGGUCGUUGAUACCAAACCUGACGGUUCAUCCUUUGGAGGUCGAAAUUUGAAUGAAACAGAGUUGGAGAGAUUAAAGAAUGCUUUGAGGCUUCUCUCAGAGGCUGAGAAACAGUUAAGGACUUCCAGUGAACGCUCAACAUGGUUUACAGCAACUCUGUUACAGCUUGGUUCCGUACCUUCUUCAGAUCUUACUCAGUCAAGCAGCAGCAGGAGGCAGAGCUGCAAAACAACCGAAGAUGAUCCAUCAAGUACUUCAAGAGACAUUACUUCUUUCAAGCACAAGUCAGACCUCCAAUAUACGCCUCACAACUCAACAUCCCCUGCUUCCCACCAAAAAGCAGUAAACGGCAUUUCCGGCCUUCAAAUGGAUACGUCCAGCUUGAAAUCAAAGCCGUCAAAUAGCCCGGUUAUAAAUGAUGGCUCUACAGUGGUCUCAUCUGAUGAUCUUAUAGUUGGGAAUGCAAUGUUUAGAUGCAUAGAUUCAGGGAAGUUAUGUGACAUAUGGGCAUGUUGUAUUGAGAAAUGCCACUCUAAGACAUUAAGACAGCUGCUACACAAUCACGGAAAGCUUGUGUCCAUAUCUGAAGUUCAAGGUGUACUUGUAGCAUAUGUUGCGUUUGGGGAUGGAGAUAUUAAACUUAGGGUUGAAAGGUUUUUAAGAAGUAUUACAAACUCAUUGGAAAUUGUUCUUAGACGCAAUGUGGAGGUCAGAAUUAUCCUCUUGCCAGAGGAUGAAGGUGAAAAUCAGGUUAAUCUGCCGGGUUUAAAGCAAGCUGCAUCAACAGGGGCAAGUGAGGAGGAACAUAGGCUAGGUCAUGUGAAUGGAACCGAGUCUUUUUCAAGUUUACCUGUUUUAAUGAAUGGAGGUUCAUUAGAUAUUGUGGCGGAAGGAAAUGGCGUGAGGGAAAGGAGACGGGAUAAUCCAGUGCAGAGAAUUGAAUCCAUCAUUCGUGAGCAAAGAUUGGAAACCGCCUGGUUACAGGCUGUAGAAAAAGGUUCUCCUGGAUCAUUGAGUCGUUUGAGACCUGAGAAGAAUCAAGUCCUGCCUCAGGAUGGUGCUUAUUGUGUAAACCCAAUGGAGUCCAUGGAUUCAACAAGAUUUUCCUCUCAUCAGCAUAGGGAUGAUGACGCAAAUAGUGAUCUUAAAAUUUUGGCCCUUAAAAAUGGAAGGGACCCACUGAAGGAUCAGGUUGGUAAAAGGGCGGAGUGCUAUCCCAUGCCCCCGAGUUUAUUGCAUGACAGCAGUUUAGCAAUAAUAGCUGGAAAAGAUAACAUGGGUUAUGAAUCGGGUUCAGGAGCUAGAGGUUGUGGAUUUUUAUGUUGGAAUAAUAACAACUCCAAGACCAGAAGGGCAGUGAAGGUAAAAGGCACACCAGUUGGAGCGCGUAAAGCUAGGCGUUUUACAUUGUUUGGUGAGUGUGGUAAGAAGCCGAAGAAAAAGGAGUGUAAAAGAUAAGGUGGCAUUGGUUUGGAUAUUCUUUUUCCUUUUGUUUUUAGUAGAAAUUUUCCCUACUUUUUCUUUCUUUUAUUUGAUUGGGGCGAUUCUUCAAGGAUGCGAGAGUGAAAUGUGAAGGUUAUUAUCCAUGUAGUUCAGCAGCUUCUACUUCUGUUCUCCUUUUGCUUCAUCCUUUGUUUAUGGAAUUAAUAAAAAGGAACAGUCAAACCUUUUUUACUUUUCUAUAUUCAUAAUUUAGUUGCUUUAAUCAUU